AUGGCUACUGUACACACGCAUGGAGUUGCUGAAAAGGAAGCGACGAAGCUUAUGCUCCGAGAGUUACCUAGCGGAACCGUGCGAUACGUGUCCAACUUCACUCCGCUCCAGAGCUUCAUUGGACUCAUCAUCUGCGACAAGACUCCAGACGCUACCAACGCCCGCGCGCUACCGGUUAACGAGCUGCUCGCGCUCGCACUGAACGAACUGGCCGCCAGCCAUAGAUCGCCGGACACAAAUGCAGAUUUCGAAGAGAGGGCCAAGCAGUCGUCACGGAUCAGCAAGGUCGGAUCCGGAGGCUUUUUCCAGCAUCUCCCCAAUCGCGACAUGGCGAGCAAGGUGGCUGAGCGUCACAGCGCUUCUAGCCUAGGGCCGUCCUUUCCAGCUCUCAUCUACAUGAAUUUCGCAUGGAGUGCGCAGAGCGUCGCCAACUUCGAGCAGAGUUCCCAACGCACCCGAUACAUGGCCAGCGACUACCUUAACAAUCGACCAUCGCACGCGGUUCCCAUCAGUGCUUUUCAGGUCGCAGCGCACAAGACGUACCCGCUUUACAAAACCGAACACGACUCAUACGUCAUCAUCGUAACUUCUACCUACAUUUACCUUCUACAGAACCAACAGCUCGAAGAGAUUGUCCAACUAUGGAACCCGAAGAAGCGGAAUCCGUCCGGUGCGGAUCGCAGCCAUCAGCUCGAGACAUUUCCGGGUCUGUGGAAAGACGACCCUUCGUACAAACUUUGGGACGCCUUUACACCAUAUCGCCACACUAGUCUUGAGGACUUAUACAAUGCCGUAGAACAGACCUGUCGCCCUUCAAACUUCACGUCUGGCGAGCUUUUCGCGAUCCUUCCGCGGCCGUUGCAUUCACAGCCCAGGAUACCAUUUGGCACGGGUGCGAGCCUAGACCAUGCAGGGCAGCUUUCCCUCGUGUUGGCAGUGGACGGCCGAGUCAAAGGCCACCGGCGCGGAGAGCGGAAGACAAACGCCAGAAGGCGCGGGCAGUCCACUGAAAGUGAUCAGCCUGUCAAUAGUGUGGACUGA
Molecule: messenger RNA, 1041 nt
Organism: Alternaria viburni
Lineage: Eukaryota; Fungi; Ascomycota; Dothideomycetes; Pleosporales; Pleosporaceae
Exons: 2
Coding region: 1-1041 (346 amino acids)
Source: RefSeq, a predicted model, not a curated record